This is a messenger RNA of Brenthis ino (lesser marbled fritillary), 672 nucleotides long. The record is from the annotation of a GenBank genome assembly. NCBI's taxonomy places the organism in Eukaryota, Metazoa, Arthropoda, Insecta, Lepidoptera, Nymphalidae.
AUGACAUCGAAUAUGAAAAAUUCAUUUUUUCCUAAAGUACAAUACAAUGUACCACACAUCCGGCAACGUUUUCACUGGGAUUGUGGUGUUACGUGCGUCCUGAUGCUACUGCCAGAGGACAAGAGACUAGCAUUUUUAAAGAAUUUCUCACAAAUUUGUUUAGAGGAAGGGUUUGGGCAGAGCACUUGGACCAUUGAUCUGUGUUAUUUAUUGAAAAGAUUUAAUAUAAAACACUGCAUGUACACGACGAGGCAGACGCCUCACCUAAAAUGUUUGACUAAUUUUGAUAAAAGUAAAAUUAUGGAAGCUGAACGAAUAGCCAUGAGAUUUUCAAACGCAAAAUCUUUAGGAAUAAUAGUAAAGAACGGGACUCUUUCCAUACAAGAUAUCAUUUCCCAUGUAUAUUAUAAGGGACCAGCCAUCGUGUUGGUGGAUGCGGCAUUAUUAUCUUGCAAUUGGUGUAAAUAUAAUAAGAUGUCAUCUGAAAUUAGGCGUAUAUUCGGAGGGCGCUACCGCGGGCACUACGUGGUGGUGGUCGGGUGGGCCGGCGCGCUGCUGUACCGCGACCCAGCGCGGCCGCGCGCGCUGUGCGCCGCCGCGCCCGCGCGCCUGGACGCCGCGCGCGCUGUAGGCACCGACUGCGAUGUUAUACUUAUAUAUGAUGAUUAUAAA